AUGAAGAAGGAAAACCAGUCCUCUACCUUGUGUUUCAUCCUUCUGGGAGUUAGCAGCCAGCAGGCUCAGGAAGAUUUCUUCUUCAUCCUCUUCCUCUUCAUCUACCCCAUCACAAUGAUGGGAAACCUACUCAUCAUCUUAGCCAUUCAUUCUAAUGUUCACCUCCACAACCCUAUGUACUUUUUUCUUGCCAACCUCUCCCUCAUUGACAUCUUUUUCUCAUCUGUAACCGUUCCUAAGAUGCUCACGAACCAUCUUUUGGGCAGCAGAGCCAUCUCCUUCAGGGGUUGCAUUACACAAAUGUAUUUCAUGAUUUCCUUGGCUAACACUGACAGCUUCAUCUUAGCUGUGAUGGCAUACGAUCGGGCUGUAGCCAUUAGCCACCCUCUUCAUUGCACAACAAUUAUGAACCCAAGGACUUGUUUCCUGCUUAUUGUUGGGUCUUGGAUGAUUGGAAUUGCCAGUUCCCUCCCCCACACUCUACUCACAGCUGGUCUGUCCUUCUGUGGCAACCAGGAAGUGGCCAACUUCUACUGUGAUAUUAGCACUUUGCUCAAGUUGUCUUGUUCUGGCAUCCAAUUUAAUGUGAAGAUGAUGUACCUAGGGGUUGGGAUUUUUUCCUUGCCAUUAAUAUGCAUCAUCAUCUCCUAUGUUCGGGUCUUCACCACUGUGUUACUGGUUCCAUCCACCAAGGGUGUGCUCAAAGCCUUCUCCACCUGUGGCUCCCACCUCACAGUUGUUUCUUUGUAUUAUGGGACAGUGAUGGGCAUGUAUUUCCACACUCUGACCAGUCACAGCCUGGAGGAUGCAGUGAUAACUGUGAUGUAUUUGGUAGUGAUCCCAAUGUUAAAUCCUUUCAUCUAUAGUCUGAGAAACCAGGACAUGAAGGCUACCUUGGGGAAGCUCUUCAGCAAAAGAAUUUCCUCAUGGUGA
Choloepus didactylus (southern two-toed sloth) is the source of this 933-nucleotide messenger RNA. RefSeq names its product olfactory receptor 1A1-like. Gene Ontology annotation, biological process: G protein-coupled receptor signaling pathway. NCBI's taxonomy places the organism in Eukaryota, Metazoa, Chordata, Mammalia, Pilosa, Megalonychidae. The transcript has a single exon. Gene Ontology annotation, cellular component: membrane. The record is from RefSeq and is a predicted model, not a curated record. Gene Ontology annotation, molecular function: G protein-coupled receptor activity; olfactory receptor activity. The coding region runs from base 1 to 933 and encodes 310 amino acids.